AUGACAAGAAACAAAAACGACCGACGAUUUCAACCAGAAAAGCAGAAGACGACCAAAGAGAUUCUAAAAUCUGAAAUGAAGAAGAAACGAAAAAAGAAUCAGGAUGAUGAUUUUAGUGACGAUGCCUCCUCCUCUAACGAAGGACGUAAAACACCCUUCAUGCAGGAAUACGAAUACAAGAUGUCCAUGGACAGACGGUUUGCAGACGAGGGUUUUUGGGACGACCCUGCCUCUAAAGCAACAGCUGUUGAGCUUUUUGGACUGGACAAGUUAGAUAAACUGCUGGAUGGCCGUGAUGUGGAAGAUUCAGAAAGACGUACAGACGGGUCUGAAAAAGACAAGGAUUCACAAGAAGAAACAUCUAAAGAUAUCGAUGAUCCUAGAGAUCCGUCACCAACGAAGUCCACCAGUCCUGCCAUGAAGUCAGCCUCGGACACCACAGUGGAUUCUGAAGAUUCGCCAGGAAAGAAACCGACCAGUCCAACCAUGAAAUCAGCCCCAGAUAGCUCAGUGACGUUUCCUGACAGCGAUGCUGAAUCUAAAACUAGAUUCCCUGAACGCAGUACAGAUGACGUAGCACUCAAAAAGGACAAGGAACGAGUUCGCUCAGCUAUACGUCAUCUUUUAACUGAAAGACUUUUCGGUUUGACGAAUGGCCAUGGUGGAUCAGCCAGUGAUGCUAGAGGCUCAACCAGAGGCGGUGCUGGAUCAAGAAAGGGGUUUGGCGGACCAGCUGUUGGUGGUGGCGGAUUAUCCAACAAGGAAAAGUCAAAAGUUGUUUUCGUUGAUGAAUACAAUGAAUCUGCAGACGCCAAUAAAUCUGCAUUGCCAUCAGAUAGUGGGUUGCCUCCCCUGUCAGAACCAAUCCCACCAUCAGUGGCGCCAGGCUCUACGUCAUAUCCACAUACCGGUCUUGGAGCUUCUGAUCAGUCUACUAUAUUAGCCGAUGGUCUCGAGAAAGAUAAAAUAUUUAUACACCGAUCUCAGAAAAGUCAUAUUCAUUGGUUGAAGUCAGACUAUAAUGGUGGACCCGAGAGACGCUUUGAAAAACAUGUUGAUGAUACACAGAAACUGGCUGAGAUGGUGCCGAGUCCAUAUCACCCCAUAGCAGUUACGAAUCCGACCGCUCCACUGACGUUUGUGUCCAGGAGAGACGUGAACGUAUCCAAGGCGCCGAUAAGCUACACGACCAGAUCCAGACACGUAGACGUCUUGUCCAUGGACGAAUGGAGGCUGAGGAAACUGCUGGAGGAGCUGUAUAAGGAUAAGAAAUACAUGGAUCUACUCCUACACAAACAAGGCAAACCCGCAGAAGUAAGAGAGCUGGCACACUAUGGACGGGACUACCUGUUACAAAUCGCAGACUUUUGGGAGUCUAAGGGUAUUCUUCCGACACGUCCAGAGCAGACAAUCCCUGGUUCCUUGACGCCUGUUCGUUCUAAAACAUCGUUGAGUUUAAAUGCACAAACCAAAGACACAAAACCAGACGCCAGUAGACCCAGUCUGUCUCGAUAACGCUUAAAUCUCUGUUCAGGACAGAUAACCUAAAUAUAGUACCUGAACGUUUUUUCUAGAAAUGUGCAUGUGGACUUUAAAAGUGUAUUAUCAAUAGUUGCAAAAGCAUAUUUACAAUGUUAACAUUUAUUAUGUUUAUAAACAGCAAAAUAUCAAUGUAUGCCGCAAAUAAUAACUAAAAAAUAUAGUGCUCACAAAAAGUAGGGGGUAUUCCCCAAUAUUACCAACACUCUGUAAUAUUGAAAUAAUUUCAAC
Messenger RNA from Gigantopelta aegis, 1770 nucleotides. RefSeq lists its product as uncharacterized. Lineage: Eukaryota; Metazoa; Mollusca; Gastropoda; Neomphalida; Peltospiridae. Bases 1 to 1515 code for a protein of 504 amino acids. The transcript is spliced from 10 exons. The record is from RefSeq and is a predicted model, not a curated record.